Labeo rohita (rohu) is the source of this 3411-nucleotide messenger RNA. RefSeq names its product gastrula zinc finger protein XlCGF8.2DB. The record is from RefSeq and is a predicted model, not a curated record. Bases 126 to 1295 code for a protein of 389 amino acids. The transcript has 3 exons. Gene Ontology annotation, molecular function: DNA-binding transcription factor activity, RNA polymerase II-specific; RNA polymerase II cis-regulatory region sequence-specific DNA binding. Gene Ontology annotation, biological process: regulation of DNA-templated transcription. NCBI's taxonomy places the organism in Eukaryota, Metazoa, Chordata, Actinopteri, Cypriniformes, Cyprinidae.
CUUUUGUUUUGAUCUGGUGAUGUGACGUCAUAGAGCCGCGCCGCUCUCCUGCGUCUGUUUCAGCCGAAGAAAGGACACAUUCAGACUCGCGUCAACCAAGAUCCAAGUGACACACUAUUAUAAAAAUGGCGUUUAUUAAAGAGGAGAGUGAAGACAUGAGGAUUGAAGAAACAUUCAGAGUCAAACAUGAAGAUACUGAGGAACAAACAGACCUGAUGCUGCUGAAAGAGGAAAGUGAAGAACUAAAUGAAACUGAAGACAAAGAUCAGUAUGGGAAACAUGACUUAACUGGAGAAAAUUUGAUUAGUUGCUCACAAUCUAAACAGACUACACAAAAGAGAGCUCAAAACACAGAAGCUAGAAGUAAUUUCACCUGCCAACAGUGUGGAACGAGUUUCACUAAAAAAGAAAGCCUUGCAAUCCAUUUAAGAAUUCACACUGGAGUGAAACCUUACAUAUGCCAUCUAUGUGGACUAGGUUUUACUCAAAAAGGAACCCUUAACAGGCACAUGAGAAUUCACACCGGAGAGAAGCCUUACACCUGCAAACUGUGUGGAAACAGUUUUAUUCGAAAAGGAGACCUUGAAAACCACAUAAGAAUUCAUACUGGAGAAAAGCCUUACACCUGCCAAGUGUGUGGAAAGAGUUUCUGUCAACAGAGAAACCUCAAAGUCCACAUGAGUGUUCACACUGGAGAGAGAUAUUUCAACUGCCAACACUGUGCAAAAAGUUUCACAAAAAAUGAAACCCUUAAAAGGCACAGUAGAAUUCACACUGGAGAGAAACCUUACACCUGCCUUCAGUGUGGACUAAGUUUCUCUCAAAAAGGAUCCCUUAACAGGCACAUUAGAAUUCACACCGGAGUGAAGCCUUACACUUGUCAACUGUGUGGAAAUCGUUUCAAUCAAAAAGGAGACCUUACAAACCACAUGAGAAUUCACACUGGAGAGAAGCCUUACACCUGCCAACAAUGUGGAAAAAGUUUCUAUAAAAAAGGAACUCUUGAAAGGCACAAUAGAAUUCACACCGGAGUGAAGCCUUUCACUUGCCAACUGUGUGGAAAUGGUUUCAAUCAAAAAGGAGACCUUACAAACCACAUGAGAAUUCACACUGGAGAGAAGCCUUACACCUGCCAACAGUGUGGAAAAAGUUUCUACAAAAAAGGAGCCCUUAAAAGGCACAAUAGAAUUCACACUGAAGGGAAACCUUAUAUCUGCCCUCAAUGUGGACUAAGUUUCACUCAAAAUGGAACCCUUAACAGGCACAUUAGAAUUCACACAGCAGGGAAGCCUUAGGCCUUAUAUUAUACUUUCAGCGAAUUUGAAGAGAGACUUUGUAAAGAAGUUUUUCGUUACCCACACCUACACAAUCCUUCUUUGAAACAAUAUAACGACAGCCAAAUGUGCAAUAAUUUCUGGAGGGAAAUUGUUCAGAGUUUGGGCAAAGAAAAAAAGUGUUACGCCACAAGUGGAAUAUUUGAGAUACUGUUUUGUGAAAGCAAAGAAGAAGCUGAAGAGAAGGAGGGGUGCACCAGGCAGUAAAGUUUCUGUUCCCCCCAUCGUUUUCCACACACACACCAUGAACACACACCCGGAACGCUGCAGCAAAAACUUAUGUUUACUGCUCACUGCUGUGUGUGUGCACUUGGAUAGGUGAAAUGUACAAAUUCACAGUCAACACUGUGUCAACACUGAACAUUUGCAGUAGUAUCUGCUAUGACUUCACAUAGCUGAUUAACUGAUAUUAAUAUAUUGCGGCCAGAAGAAGGUGACACAUUCAUGCUAAACCAUUUCCCCAAGGUCGUUCACUACAUAACCACAACCAGAAACUUCGCCGCCCGAAGCAGCUGGACUUUCAUCAUCCACAAGUGAGGUUUUUCCCCUGUCCACAUCUCUGAAAAGAAAAAGACAUGCACCUACCACACCCAUUGAACAUCCUAUUCUCUAGCGCAGAGGUCCCCAACCACUACCGGGCCGUGGAAGAAUCGGAUCAUGAGAUUGUUCUGGGGAAAAUUUGUAUAGAUAGGAUGCUCUCUGUUAUUUAUUGUGGGUAAAUGAUUGUUUUAAUUAUUCUGUACUUUCAUUGUAUGCGACUGAUAUGGAGUAGCAAUUUGACUUAAUGUUAAAUUAGUAAUUAAAAGAUUGCUCUGAUCUGUCAUGUAGCCUAUUAGGGCUUAUAUGUACGGACCAUAUCCAGACCCCACCGUUCAGCAUGUGAUUCGCAAAUUAAUAUGCCAAUUUACAUGUUCAAGCUAUUUAAAACCACAAGAAGAAGCAACGAAACAGAGCUCAAUACGUUACUUACGCGCUGUUCUUGCACACACCCGAAGCGCGCAUAGAUAUGCGGCAUACCGAGUUGAUUCCUCUUUCACGUCUCCCUGAGUUGAAGAUACAUAGCUACACUUGGGGGUUACAUGGCAAUAGUGUGAGCCAAUGGAUAUCACACAAGCAACGUGCAAACUUUGUGCAAUACUUAUGCAAUAGUUGUGCAAUUCACUAUACAGAUAGUGGAAGUAAAAAAAAAAAACUGACGAAGAUUUGUAAUGCUGCAUUAACGGCGCAUAUUCUCUCAGAGACGACAAGAGACGAAUCUACUUCAACAUGUUCUGAUAACGGUGUAUAACUGUCGAAAAUUAGCACCCCCCAAUACUCCUCCCGGUCCGUAGAGUAAAAAGGGUUGGAGACCACUGCUCUAGCACAGUGGUUCCCAACCAGGUUCCUGGAGGCCAAAUAAAUCUUUUAAAAUUGACUGUGUUCUCUAUAUAUAUAUAUAUAUUUUUAUCUGAGGUUUUCAAAGAACAACAAUUAGAGGUACUACCUAAUCAGAAACAUUUCACAAGUAAUGUAGUUACUGAGUUGCGAACAACACAAACUAUACACAAACUAUAUAAACACAAAAGUUUUAGCUAUUUUAAAUGUUCUGGAGACCCCUCCUAACUACGUUGUCUUGCUAUGGCACAAGUCCUGCUGCUGUCUGGAAAAAAAGUCAUCAGAUUGUGCUAUGUGUUCAGUGCAACCCACAACAUGCACAAGCAAAAAAAUAAAAAUAAAAAUUUUGUUCCGGUUCAAACUUUUGUUCUCUAUUCUUUCUGCAAUGAUACUUAAACAAACAAACAAAAAAAAAACAACAACAGCUCUGAUAUGGCAGGGUGAAUCAAAUUCAAAUUGAAUCAAACACUUGUUCCAAAUCAAACCUGUUCCAAAACACUUUUUCUUUAAACACAGAAAAAAUAAUGCUUAGUAGAGACGAAAAAAUAUAUCUCCACAAAAGUUUACGGAAGCCAAAGCAAUCCCCUUAAAAAAAAAAAACACUGUCGCGUGGAUCCAUUCACUCGUGCAAACUCAAGUUUCAGUUCACAAGUCCAUUCGCAAGUGUUCGUCAAAACACCUGCGUCCAAAAAUAAACUAUGAA